AUGGAUUACGAUGAAGAGGAGGGCUGUGGUAUUCGAAACAUCUUCCGUUCGUUUGUGUGCGUGGCUCUGACGCUUCUGCUGGGUCUGCACGUAUACUCGUACCUGUGGGGCUCGCAGGACACCAUCGAGGGCGACUUCGGAGACAUCAAAUACAUGGUCAUGCAACUCACACAGGGUCUAUCUGAGAUGAACCGUGAACACGAACGCAUUCGGAACGAGUUAGAGAGGAUGUCAUCAGCGUUGCCGGCGAUGACUGCAGCGUCUGGCCGCGUAAAGGACGCCCUGGAACCCACGCGUCGGCACGCGCGGCAAUUGAUGGACAUGGGCGACUACGACCGACAGAUAGCAGAUUAUGCCCUAGAGUCGGCUGGCGCUCGUAUACUUGACACUGGAGAGACGCAGGAGUACGUAAUCUACGAGUCAUCAGUGGGGUGGGCGCUGCACGUGGUGAGCUCGGUGCUUUGCCGCGAGUGCCCCGGCGCCUCUGCAAUCUUGCGCCCCGGCACGUUGCCCGGCGAGUGCUGGGCCUUCCGUGGCUCCCGGGGCGAGGUCACUAUACGACUCGUGGGCUCAGUCCACGUCACUGGGAUGAGCAUUGAACACAUACCCCCGCAUAUCUCGCCAACAAAAGAAAUAUCAUCAGCGCCGCGUCUAUUCCAGCUAGAAGGUUUGUCCCACCGUGGCGACCCACAUCCGCACGACUUUGGCAGUUUCGAGUACGACAAGGACGGUAAGCCUAUACAGUACUUUGAGGUGCAGCACCCGGCGUCGGCGGCCUACCUCGUCGUGAGGCUCAAAGUGUUUUCCAACUGGGGACACUCGCUAUACACCUGCCUAUACCGAGUCAGGAUACACGGGGAACUGGCGCCGGGGCAAGCGCCUCAGAAGACAAUUAAUGAUGAAGAAACGAUGAAUUUGCAUUAA
Messenger RNA from Papilio machaon (common yellow swallowtail), 924 nucleotides. Its product is annotated as SUN domain-containing protein 3. NCBI's taxonomy places the organism in Eukaryota, Metazoa, Arthropoda, Insecta, Lepidoptera, Papilionidae. The record is from RefSeq and is a predicted model, not a curated record. The transcript has 4 exons. Gene Ontology annotation, cellular component: nuclear envelope. Gene Ontology annotation, biological process: nuclear envelope organization. The coding region runs from base 1 to 924 and encodes 307 amino acids. Gene Ontology annotation, molecular function: protein-membrane adaptor activity.